Rhinolophus ferrumequinum (greater horseshoe bat) is the source of this 8144-nucleotide messenger RNA. RefSeq names its product protein phosphatase, Mg2+/Mn2+ dependent 1A (gene PPM1A). The coding region runs from base 417 to 1565 and encodes 382 amino acids. The transcript is spliced from 6 exons. Gene Ontology annotation, cellular component: cytosol; nucleus. The record is from RefSeq and is a predicted model, not a curated record. Gene Ontology annotation, molecular function: manganese ion binding; magnesium ion binding; protein serine/threonine phosphatase activity. Gene Ontology annotation, biological process: negative regulation of canonical NF-kappaB signal transduction; positive regulation of canonical Wnt signaling pathway; positive regulation of canonical NF-kappaB signal transduction. NCBI's taxonomy places the organism in Eukaryota, Metazoa, Chordata, Mammalia, Chiroptera, Rhinolophidae.
GGAGCGCGCGCGGGAGCGAGGGAGCAGUGGUCUCGGCGCCGGCGGGGCCCGCAGCUUCGGGUGCUCGGGCGGCUGCAGCUCAGGAGCGGGUGGUUGGGGAGGGGGGGUGGGGGGGCUCCAGGCAGGUGGGGCGCGAAAGCAAUGAAUCUUUGGCUCUUCCUCCUUCUCCUCCGGGACCCGCUCUCCGCCUCCUGUUCCAACGCCUGGAUGAUCUGAGCCGCGAGGGCGCCGAGAGCGGGGGCCCGGACGCAGCCCGGCUCCUCCCCUCGUCCGCCCCCUCCCCUGCCUGACCUGGCCGGCCGCAGCCGUGGUGACCCCUUUCCCGCCCCCUCCCCGGCCGCCGUCGCCGCCGCCGCCUCGGCCGACCAGGGACCUGCCCGCCCGCGGCUGCUCCGGACCUACAGGAUCAAGACAUAAUGGGAGCAUUUUUAGACAAGCCAAAGAUGGAAAAACAUAAUGCCCAGGGGCAGGGUAAUGGGUUGCGAUAUGGGCUAAGCAGCAUGCAAGGCUGGCGAGUUGAAAUGGAGGAUGCACAUACAGCUGUGAUUGGUUUGCCAAGUGGACUUGAAACAUGGUCAUUCUUUGCUGUGUAUGAUGGGCAUGCCGGUUCUCAGGUUGCCAAAUACUGCUGUGAGCAUUUGUUAGAUCACAUCACCAAUAACCAGGAUUUUAAAGGGUCUGCAGGAGCACCUUCUGUGGAAAAUGUAAAGAAUGGAAUCAGAACAGGUUUUCUGGAGAUUGAUGAACACAUGAGAGUUAUGUCAGAGAAGAAACAUGGUGCAGAUAGAAGUGGGUCAACAGCUGUGGGUGUCUUAAUUUCUCCUCAUCAUACUUAUUUCAUUAACUGUGGAGACUCGAGAGGUUUACUUUGUAGGAACAGGAAAGUUCACUUCUUCACACAAGAUCACAAACCAAGUAAUCCGCUGGAGAAAGAACGAAUUCAGAAUGCAGGUGGUUCUGUAAUGAUUCAGCGUGUGAAUGGCUCUCUGGCUGUAUCGAGGGCCCUUGGGGACUUUGAUUACAAAUGUGUCCAUGGAAAAGGUCCUACAGAACAGCUUGUCUCACCAGAGCCUGAAGUCCAUGAUAUUGAAAGAUCUGAAGAAGAUGAUCAGUUCAUUAUCCUUGCAUGUGAUGGUAUUUGGGAUGUUAUGGGAAAUGAAGAGCUCUGUGAUUUUGUAAGAUCCAGACUUGAAGUCACUGAUGACCUUGAGAAAGUUUGCAAUGAAGUAGUCGACACCUGUUUGUAUAAGGGAAGUCGAGACAACAUGAGUGUGAUAUUGAUCUGUUUUCCAAAUGCACCCAAAGUAUCACCAGAGGCAGUGAAGAAGGAAGCAGAGUUGGACAAGUACCUGGAAAGCAGAGUAGAAGAAAUCCUAAAGAAGCAGGGGGAAGGCGUCCCUGACUUAGUCCAUGUGAUGCGCACAUUAGCGAGUGAGAACAUCCCCAGCCUCCCACCAGGGGGUGAACUGGCAAGCAAGCGGAAUGUAAUUGAAGCCGUUUACAAUAGACUGAAUCCUUACAAAAACGAUGACACUGACUCUACAUCAGCUGAUGAUAUGUGGUAAAACUGCUCAUUCUGCCAUGGAGUUUACCUUCACCUCCAAAGGAGAGUACAGCUCAACUUCACUGAACCUUUUAAACAUCCAUCCUCAACUUUAAAGAAGGUCAUAUGACAUGGGUGAGAAUGAUUACACCAGAGAACUUCAGCAGUACAACAGCUAGCCCAGAACUGAUUUUUUUUUUUUUUUUGUAAAUUUGAGACUUAUGUAAACGUGAUUUCAAACCAUAAUUCAUGUUGUAAAUCAGACUCCAGCAAUUUUUGUUGUAUGAUUUUGUUUUUUGUAAAGUGUAAUUGUCCUUGUACAAAAUGCUCAUAUUUAAUUAUGAACUGCUUCAAAUCACUAUCAAAGUUGUAAGAAAUGUUUAGCUUGUUGUGUGAUGCAACAGAUACAUAGCCCUUUCAAGUCAUGUUGUGUUUGGACUUGGGGUUGGGACAGGGAGAGCAGCAGCCAUGUCAGCAAGGCGUUCAAAUAUGCACGUGAUUAUGGAGAAUAAUUCCAAAAUCUUACAAAGCCGACCAUCCAGGGAGUUAAUUGAAAUCUAUCUUAAUGUUCUUGGCAGUGGGAUUGGCAUUGUUGAUAAAGCUGGUCCUUUCGUUUAACUGUCUUUUAGUUUGUUCUCUAUUUGUUGCCAUGAGUAUUGCAGGUAAUACAGUAUAUUCAUAAGAAUAUCAAUCUUGGGGCUAAAAUGCCUUGAUUCUUUGCACCUCUUUUACAAGUCCUUACAUUUAAUUAUUAAUUGAUAAGCAGCAGCUUCCUAUGUAUGGUAGGAGACUGCCACAUUUUUGCUAUCAUGAUUGGCUGGGCCUGCUGCUGUUCCUAGUAAGAUAUUCUGAAUUCCAUUUUAUCAAUAAAGCUUGAUUUAACAAACAAGAAAUUUAAUCAUGUAUGUGUAAUUCCUCUUUUACCCUACCUUUUUAAAACACCAUGCCAUUGUAAAUGAGAAGUUUCUCAUGGGGAAAGAUGUUAGUCUCUUUUAAUUGGAAAAUCCUGUUACUCAAGGCAUAGAUGGAACUGUUUCCCUUCCAUUAGAAAGACUAAAAGAUUUACGUCUCUGUUGUUCCUUAAUCUGUUUUUAAAAUGGGUUUCUUUCUGGCUGCUUAAUUUUCAUUAAGAUAUGUAUCAGCUUGAAUUUGCCUACUAUUUAAUUAAAAUAAUUGUCAAAGCUUGACAAUCUAACACUCUAUGGUAGGUGUGUGUGUGUUUGUGAGUGUGUUUGCCUGUGAUUUUUAAUUGACCCAUGUCUUCAGAAUCCAAGUAGUUAAGAUGUAUUGUGAUUUGAAAUAUAGCAUGUUGAUAAUAUUUAGCUGUUGGCCUUUAAAAGUAACUUUCAAAGCUUAUUGAAUUGUAGAUAUAAAAAUAACCUAAUUUAAUUUAGGCUUAAAUUCCUCUGAUUAAGCAUGUGAAAGUAAGUUUUAAAAUCUGUCACAUUGAAAAGACUACUGUUCUGUGCCCUUCUGUAUUUUUGUCUUUUUAGGUCGAAUAUUGUAUUUACCACCAUGUAAUUUAAUCAUUCAGUAGGCAGAUUCCCCACUAGAAAACUAUUAGAAUAUAACAUUGAAUACAAAAUCAAAACUUUGUGUAUAAAAGAUAAUCAAUUUUGUUAUAUUUGUUUUUUCCAUAACUUGGAAAUAUACAUAUUUGUAUAUAUAGACUUAAAACUAAUGUAAAGUUAGGGGAGUAGUGGGAAAAGUAAUGUGAAAUGUCUCAGAGUUAAGUAGUUAUAUACCAGCAAAAUAUUUUCAUUAUCCCUCUUAUUUGUGAGGUGAUUAAAUGUAACUUAAUUGUAUUUAAUUUAUAUCUUAAUCUAGCAUGAAUGAAGAAAAAAAGUACUAUUUAUAUUUAGAAAUUCAUAACAGUUGGAAUUACAGAAUCAAUUCCGUACUUAACUUACAAAUAAAUGCUUAAUGUCUAAAUCUGUGGUAGAGUGCGAAGUAUGAUAAUGUUUUAAGUUAUGGCUUUGCAAGCAUCUAAAUGUACAUUUAAUGAAUACCAGUGCUUCUGGUAUAGAUUUACCAAGCAUGCUAGUACUGAAAACCAAAUCCCUGUUACAAGAAGCCAGAUCCUUAAUUUUUUAAGUAGACUCAAGUUUUUAGUUGUAGAAAUUUCAAAAUCUUUAAUUAGAUUUUGAAAUGCAAAAUCUUGAAUCACAAGUAAAAUAUGUGAUGGAAAGCUGUAUUUCAAAUCAUGACAGCAUAUUCAGAGCCAUUUUUAAUUUGAGUCUUUAAAUAAAACAGAGGAGGUUAAAAUAUUCCUCUGUUAAAGUUAUUAGUACUGAAAUUAGGCUUGGAAGUGAGAGAAACCUAUAUUAAGUGUGAUCUAAGAAGACUAAAUCUUUUCCACAUGAGUCAGCAUUGCCAUACUAAUAUAUUGUUUUUGAUUAUAAAAAUACAGGAAGGAAGUAUACAUUUUAACAGUGGACUGGGUGUGUUCUUGAUUUUGGGGGGUAAUGGUGGUGGUGGUAGGGGACCAACCACAUUUUUACAAGGCACUUUUGCACUUCUAUUGUGCACUUCAUUUUUGUACCACUUAAAUUCUUGACCUCCCACCCCCCUUUUGUGUGCUAAUUAGCAUCUCAGGGCAAUGCCUCAAAUUUUUUUGAUGUGUUCUAUGUUAUUUUCUUUGGAGGGAAAAAGUUCAUGUGUAAUGAUAAUAUACUAUUCAAAGUGUACUUUCAUUGAAAUGUUUUAAUAGGAUGAACCCAAUUUGCUGCUUUUAAUAGGAACUUCAUUUUGUAUAGCAGACUCUUGUUACCCUAAUGUUAAGGAAUUUCACUAUCUUUUAUUGUUUUAGCAAGGUAAACUCUCUUGAUUGCUACUUUCUUAGGGAAUAUACUUUUACAGAUAACAAAAGCAGUUCUCAGUAUUAGCAUUAACUUUUAAGAAUCCAAGAGGUAUUUUUCUUACACAGCUUUAGAACUAUUUCAAACAUAUUUUUAAUUAUAAUGCAUUAACUUGCUUCUAGAAUACUAUGCAAUUAGUGUACUGCUUUAGCCACUUAAUUUUUUUUUACUAACUUCAUAACGUUAAAAAAUUUAGAUCAAAGAAAAAUCAAUCAUGUAAUUCAAACAAUCUGAAUUAUAGCAGUACUUUUAGUGAUCAUCCGUUUGACCAUAUAGUAAUCCAGCUUAUAACUCAGCUAGCUUUUCCACAAAAUGUAUUCAGUAGUUAUCUUCAAAGCACUCUUCUAGGCUAAACACCUUGGACUUUAAAGAAAUGAAUAGGUCCUUGCCCUCAAGGAGUUUACAUUUGAGUAGAAUUUAUAAUCUAAUGUAUGUUAAUAUAACUAUCACUCAUCCAACCUGAACAAGGUUUGAAAACUCUUUUCUUCUGUUUAUUUUCUUAUCUGCAAAAUUUAAAAAGCUCAUUCAAAAGAAAAUUUUGCUCAGCAUAGGAAUAAAGUUGGACUAAUCAGGCUCAAGUUUAUUCAAUAUGUUUGAUUGCCUUUAACGAACGGCCUUUGCUCUUCCUGCUGAGAGCAGCAAGUCAGAGAAAUAGGUAAUGAAUUUCUUAGAAUUUUCCAACCCUGAAAUAUUGAUGGAAUUUGAGUUUAAGGCAUUUUAAAAUAUAUAUAGAUAUAGAUAUACACACAUAUAUGUAGCUGAAUUUAUCCUAUCUAAGUAAAACUGUGUUCUUUCUUGAAAACACACUGCCAGUGUUAAUAUCCAAUUUUAGCCAAAUAAUUACUAUAUGUUUUAAUUUUUUAAAAUAGUUUCACUGUCUUUACUGGACAAAUUCAUAUAGGAAUUCAGUUUGUGAUUUCUGAAAGAAGGGAUUAAAUUGGUUAAGGGUUUUUUGUUUUAAUUUUGAAUUUCAUAAUGUGUAUACUUUUAAUUCAUAAAGUUUGAAUGAGAGGUUUAAAAGCCUUUUAAUGUUUUGAUUGCUAUUUGUACAGUAUCAUGUUAGGAUUUGGUUUUAGAAAAUAUUAUGUAAAUAUUUCAGUAUAUAAAUGUUUCUCAUUUGAGGUUUUUCUUUGAAGGAAACUUAAAGAGUUUUAUUUACUUUUGCUUGUAGAUCCUGCUGGUGAGAUGACCAUUUUUUAAUUGAGUCAUCUAGUCUUCUAAUUAGUUGUUUUCCCUCUAGGAUUUAGGAAGACUUCUUUAAGACUUCUUUAUAGUUAAAAUUUAGAAGCCUAAUUUUACUUUAUUUUUUCAUUAAUGUGCCAUGAGUUUUGGAUUGUAUUUGUUUUAAAUUAUACAUUACUUCAGAAUAUGCUUGAAAUAUUUAAGAAUACAUUUUCUAAAUGUUAUAAUACUGUGUUGUUUUGUUGGUCAGAAUAAGUGUCAGUUAAGUGUUAGUUAUUACUGAUAGUCAGGAUGCUAUAUACAGAAAUGAUGGGAGGCAGUAGGUUCCAGUUCAUUGUCAAAUGAACAUUUCCAGUUUGGGUCACCUCAACACAGAUUCUUUCCCUUUUACCUGCUUUAUACAUACAUUAAACUCAUGGUUUCUGCUCUCAUCUUUUCCUAAUUAUAUUACCAGCAAGUAGAAGUGUGCCAAUUAGAAAAAUUAAGAUGUAUUGAAAUUGUAGUUCACACCUUAUACUUUUAUAUACUUAGAUGGGGGAAAGUUUGUUUAAAUUGAUAUAAUAACAAAGUGACUUUUUUUUUGCCCUUAUUCUGCACGAAAUGUUGCUUCAUUUCUUCUACUACCCUCUUGGUGGUUUCUUUCUCUCUCUUUUUUCAAACUGCAACAGGCCAAUUCCAUUUUCUUGAGCAUUACCUCACCAAGGCCAAUUAAUACUAUGUAAAACUGGGCCAAAAAUAAGAAACCUUGGGAGACAGAAGGGUGGGGCCAUGGCAGUGAGCACGACAGAGGAGGAUUACUCUUAUAAAUUUUUAAAGCCACGGGAAGGUCUUCCUGGGACCCAGCUGUACAUUAAGAACUGUUGCAUCACAUAAACCAGCAAGAACCAACCUUUGCUUGUUCAGAUACUUUGAUUUUUCCAGCAAGGGAAAUAAUGAUAAAAAUUACUGCUGCUUCAACAUAGAAACAACGGAAAAAAUGAAUGCAAUGUUUCUUUACCACAAAACCCAACCCUUCAAUUCUUUUCAUUGCUCUAAAACCCAAUUUUCUACUAAUAGCUUUCUCACUGAAUUAAAUGUUUAGAAAAAUUGUUAAGUUUUUCCUUUCUUUUUAUAGUACUCCUGAUCCAGUAAAGGACAUUUAGUCACAUUUGCAUUUGUAUGGUACUAUCUGAAGUAAAUUAGAUUUGUGUAGGAGAUUGGGUAGCUGCAAAACAAAAUUAAUAAUAAUUAGGUAUAGACAUAAAUUCAUCAUAGCAAUGGUUCUUAACCUUUUAGGGUCACAGGCCCUUUGAGGUUGAUGAAUCCUAGGAACUUCCUUACCCAGGAAAAUGCAUACACUGUACAUAACUCCCCAAAGUUUACAAUAUUGCAGUAGUUCAGGGGCCCCUGCUUAAAUCCCAUACUAUAGCAUAAUAGAGCAUCAGCUUUUUUCCUGCAAAGCCAUAAGAAAUAUUUCAAGGACAUCAAAAUAAUUUGACUCUAUUUUAAAGAAUUGUUUCACUUUUUAAAAGAUAGAGGAGGUGGAUGUGGGCCUAUGCUGGAAUCUGAUACUAAAAUGUUCUUUUUAAAGGUGGUAUUUUGGGGAAAAGGAGAGUGAUUAAAGGUGAAAAAAAUAGUAUUAAGACUAGUUUUGGAGAAUAACAUAAUUCUCUGAUUUUGCUACUUUUGAAACUCAAAAGAGGUAAAACAAAUUGAAUGUUUCUGGAAUGUUUCUGACCUGCAUUAGUGCAAAUAUAUUCACAAACAACACACUUAACUGUUAGAUCUCACUCAGCUUUUAAGAUUUUGAGCUUCCUGGUAUUCAGAGUUCAUUAAAUUUUUAAUUCAUUUCAGAUUCCAAGGAAUUAGAUAUUUACUGAUACAAAAUGUUAAAAUAGGAUGUAAUAUACAGCCACCAACGUAUAGGAUUAAUGAGAUUUCUACUAAAAUACAACUACUAUGAAAAAACUCAUUAGCUUGUUGCAUUUGUUGCCAAAAUUGGACAUUCAGUUGGUUCCCAUUUGUGGGAAUUUUGAAACAUAGAAACUAUUGUCUUACCUGGGUAGCCCUUAACUAAGUCAAUAGCAUACCUGCAGGAAAAUAUCUUGUUUGUAGUAAUGUGCCCCAGUUCUGGUUGGUUUCAAUGUUCAAAUGAUUUUGUUUCACUUAAUUUGUAUAAACGUUAUAAAUGGAGAGACCAUCUACAUGUUAAAAGCAUUUUGCAUUAUCUAUAGAUUGAUUUUUUUAAAUCUAUAAAUGUAAAACUAAUAUAACUGCAGAAAUAUUUUUCCUAAACAGUGUAUAACAAAAUUCACAGUAACUCACCCACUGUUAGCAGUUUAUGUGAUCCAAACUUUUAAAGAAAUUCCACAAAUGUAUAUUUUGUAUUAUGUGCCAUUUCCUGGUCCAAAGAAAAUAUGUGAAUUCAGUUCUAACUUUAAGAAUGUACUUUUUUGUUUUCAAGUCUGUUGGAGAAAUUGCAUUCAGCCUGUGGAUGGUUGCUGAUUAUAUGUGAGAUGAAAAGUAGAAAUAAUUUCUAGUUUGCAAAACUGGUGCCACUAAAUAAACAGGCAAUUGCAUAA